CUUAAAGUGACAGAGCAAUCAUUAGCAAUGUCGUAAAAUCUUCAAGUCUCAAUUAAAAACAAACAAAAUAUUCGCCUUGAAUUUUACGACAAAGUAUUUCCAAGUUUUCUCGACGUUUCUCAAUGUGGAACUCUAUGUGCUAGAGUCUUUGCGUAACUUUUUUGUAUCUUUUAUUUUUCUAGUGUUUUAGCGUUUAUUUAUUUAAACAAGAAAAUUCUAUGAGCUCUUCAGACCAACCAUCAGACCAAGACGACGCUUCAAGGAUAAACCAAGAGGCUUCGUCUAGUAGCAACAACGAAACCUCCACCCCUGACAAUAAGGAGGACGAGAUGAAACGUGCUGCUGCCCGAAAGCUGAUUGAACGAUAUUUUUACCAAUUGACCGACGGUUGUGGGAACCCCGCGUGCAAGAACAAAUACUGCGCCUCGAGCGGGCAGCUCAAACCCCUCACACCAGACGAGGCAGCUGCACAAGCCAUUCAACUCUUCUCUCAGGAAGCGAUUUUGUGCGAGAGACACCCCAAUAAAAUCCCGAGGACUAACAACAAAAUGCUUUCGUCGGAUUCAGACGAGUCGAUCAAUCGCAAAAACGACGUGACACCAAAUAAUGAGAUUUUGGCCGGGAAUGAAAGUUAUAUUAAACUCAACACAACUAAUAACUCGACUAGUUACCUGACGGAACAAAUGCUCUAUGACAUUAUCGACGAGUGUGAGUCGACUGAAUGUUAUUUAAGUCUCAUCCGGAAGUUGGGCGAAGUCUUCAGUAGCAUAGAAAACCUCUCUCGGAGUUUUCAACAGACCGAUAAAAGCCCCAAUGAGACAAACCUCGACGAGACAGGCCUCAAGAAAGAGGACGUGAGGUCACUGGAGGGCGAGAAAGACAAAGACGAGGACUCCUCCGCGGACACCUCCGAUGGGAGCAUCCUCCCGGUGGACCUUCCCUCGGUUCGGCGCGCCUACUCGGCCCUUUUCAAGCUCAAAACUUCAAUUUUUGAGCACUCGUUGGUCAACGCUUUGGUUACUUUAGCCGGGAACCUCCAGAUGGAGCUGCCGACGCGAAAGGAGUGCGGAAAUCAGGACGAUGUCGUCAAUGUAUUAUUGAUAGUUUUCGAAAUCCCGGCUUUGGGUUCCGGUGAUUUUCUCGAGACGGCGCUGCCGGCCAUCUGUAGGGCUUCCGAGUGGCUGCCGGUGGAAGUCCAGGCGAAAUUGGCCCGGAUUUGGUCGGGGACGGGACGUUCGAGUCUUAGGAACAUUUUGGAGAAUUUACAGCAGUUGGUGACACUGAGGGUGAUCGUGACGCAGUUUCAUAGGGAUUUUUAUGUACAGGACGAGAAUGUUAUCACGUCAGCGACGAAACUGAUGAAGAUUCUUUUUUAUGCGAAUAUUUUGGCGGGCGUUUUGGAGUCGCCGGAUUUGCGGAAUGAAGAGUUGUCCAUGUCGAUGGAUGACUCGUAUGUCGCUAUUAAGUUGAAUAAAACCCAACCACCAGUUGAUCCUUUAGCUGCCGAGUUGGGAGUGCACGUCUUAGACUGCCGCAAACCUUAUUUACCGUUCUCUGAAUUCUAUAACGAGCCUUUGAGUGAUGGCGUCGAAAUGGAUCGAGAUUUUGCCAACUAUAAGAGCGAACUUGGGAAGUUUAGUUUUAUGAAUUAUCCGUUUAUCUUGACGCCGGCGACCAAGAUGAUGGGUUUAUAUUUUGAUAAUCGCAUUCGGAUGUAUUCGGAAAGACGGAUUAGUAUUUUACAGUCGGUGACAGGACAACCUUCUAAUCCUUAUUUGAGGUUGAAGGUUAGGAGGGAUCAUAUAAUUGACGAUGCUUUGGUUGAGCUGGAGAUGAUAUCGAUGGAAAAUCCGAACGAUUUGAAAAAGCAGCUGGUGGUGGAGUUCGAAGGAGAGCAAGGAAUCGACGAGGGCGGCGUCUCAAAAGAGUUUUUUCAAUUAGUAAUCGAAGAAAUUUUCAAUCCUGACUAUGCAAUGUUUACAAGUCAGAGUGAGACAAGCACAGUUUGGUUCAAUCCUACAAGUUUCGAAAGUGACGCUCAAUUCACAUUAAUCGGAAUAGUGUUAGGACUUGCCAUUUAUAAUAAUGUUAUCUUGGCCGUGAAUUUCCCUAUGGUACUUUACAGGAAACUGUUAGGUAAAAGGGGGUCAUUUGAAGACUUACAAGACUGGAAUCUUACUUUAUAUAAUAGUUUAAAACAAUUGUUGGAAUAUAAUGAGCCUGAUGUGGAAGAGGUUUUUAUGCAGACGUUCCGAAUUAGCUACCAAGAUGUGUUCGGUUCUAUUAUAAACUACGACUUAAAAGAUCGCGGCGACGAAGUCAGUGUCACACAAGAAAAUAAAUACGAAUUUGUAGAUUUGUACGCCGACUUCUUACUAAAUAAAUCAGUAGAAAAACAGUUCCGUGCCUUUUACAAAGGGUUCCAAAUGGUCGUAGACGAGUCCCCCCUGGAAUUACUAUUCCGUCCGGAAGAAAUCGAAAUAUUGAUUUGCGGAAGCAAGAAUUUCGAUUUUGACGAGCUCGAGAGUUCGACCGAGUACGAUGGGGGUUACACCAGCGAAAGCCAAAUUAUCAAAGACUUCUGGUCAAUAGUUCACGCUCUCUCCUUCGAAGACAAAAGAAAGCUACUCCAGUUCACCACAGGGUCGGAUCGAGUACCGAUUGGGGGUUUGAGUCGACUCAAAUUGGUAAUUGCAAGGAAUGGUCCCGACUCGGAUCGAUUACCGACGGCACAUACUUGUUUUAAUGUUUUAUUAUUGCCGGAAUAUUCGUCGAAAGAGAAACUUAAAGAUAGAUUGAUCAAAGCCAUAAGUUAUUCGAAAGGCUUUGGCAUGUUGUAAAUUGAUUUUUGCUUGUGAAUACUUUCUUUUCGAAAUAGAAAAUACGAUUUCAGUUGUUUACUAACAAAAGUUGUAUUUUGUUUGAGUAACUUAAUAUAAUUAUUUAAAAAAUAA
This is a messenger RNA of Tribolium madens (black flour beetle), 2954 nucleotides long. RefSeq names its product ubiquitin-protein ligase E3A (gene Ube3a). Gene Ontology annotation, biological process: protein polyubiquitination. The transcript has 10 exons. Lineage: Eukaryota; Metazoa; Arthropoda; Insecta; Coleoptera; Tenebrionidae. The record is from RefSeq and is a predicted model, not a curated record. The coding region runs from base 219 to 2840 and encodes 873 amino acids. Gene Ontology annotation, molecular function: ubiquitin protein ligase activity.